AUGGGACCUAGUUCCGCCACGAGGAGAUUACUCCCGGCAAGAGCUCUCCUCAUCAGACGAGAAUGGCCACCACGGCUAGUGGCACACGGAGUGCCAGCGGAGCGGCUUUCAACGCCCUGUAGAGUAGCACAACACACGACCCUGCCGGGCUGCAAGACGCUCCGCUGGCCCCUACUCGGGGAGAGCCACUGCGUGGUGCCUAGCUCCUCUUCGAGGAGACUUCCCUUACUCAGCUGGAGUUCUCCUCGUCAGAGGAGCAAGGCCUCCACGGCUAGUGGCCCACGGAGUGCCAGCGGAGCGGCUUGCAACCCCCGUAGGGUAUCACUUCUCACUUCCCUGCGGGCCCGCGAGCCGCUCCGUCUAGUGACUGAAGGGGACACUGGGUGGCAAGCAUCUAAUGGCAGCGCACUCGUUUAA
[Candida] anglica is the source of this 417-nucleotide messenger RNA. NCBI's taxonomy places the organism in Eukaryota, Fungi, Ascomycota, Pichiomycetes, Serinales, Debaryomycetaceae. The record is from the annotation of a GenBank genome assembly.